CAUGCUAUGUAAUGUUUGCCCUUAUCUUUUGUCUUUGCCAAUAUAUUCAACAAUUCUCUGCGUUUCAUGUCAAUACUGUCAAAAUGACUCUACUUCUACAUUUCGCUCUAUAUCUGCUUUUCUUUUCUUUUUCCACUGCAGAGCUUGUUAUCGAUGUCCAACCAAAUGUCAUAACACCGGAAGUGACGCAACACAUUGUGGUCAACUGUUCUGUAACCAGAAAUCAAGUUCCAACACUUGAUGUCAUCAAAUCUCUAACACUUUCUCGCUAUAACGAGAAACUCAAAGAAUUUGAGGCCCUUCUUGCUCUAGAAGCCAAAACUUUAAAUCUGAAACAGCUUGUACAGUUUCCACGUUCUCAGAUUAGUUUUGGAAAUCUGUAUGUAACUCUAUCUCUACAAAGUCCUACUCAGUCUGAUGCCAGAGUGUAUAGGUGUAAGGUUGAGGGAGACAAUGCUAAUGGAACCUCUAUGUCCUUAGUAGCUAAGCAAGAAGUAGAAUACAGAACAAACACGACCGCGUUGAUUGAGGAGAUACUCCGUUUGAAGAAUGAAGAAAAAAACGAUAAAUGUCCUUUCAUGAAAGAUGAGCUUCAUCAAAGACUUAGGCUUCAUUUUGUUGGAAGUUCUGAAAUUAUCAAGGAACUUAUUGAGCCUCUAACGUUAACAUGUUCGCUUCAGGGCUUUCAAUAUGAUGAGAACCAAAAUGUUACAGUUCAGUUUAUGUACAUUCUUCACGAGACGAAUGGCGUUGUUGCGACUAUAAACAAAGGUCAACCUGUUGUUACAACUAUCCAAGAAAAUAAUUCUAAGAAUGUCAAAGGUGAACUAUCAGAGAACGAGUUAAAAGCCUCAUACAUCCAAGUCACAUGGAGAAAUCUGAAAUCCUCAGAGUCUGGAAAAUAUUUCUGCGGAGCUCAUAUCAUUGAUUCUAAAGGAAAAUCUAAGAAAUUGAAUGAGAUGUUAAUAGUUACUGUAGCAACUGCAACUUUUGAUGAUUUGGUGAAAGUAAUACAGAAGUUGAUGAAACAGGCUGAUGAGGAUAAGGAAAAAAUACAAGAGAAUAAACAAAAGAUAAAGAACAUUCAAGAAGACUUUGAUACUCGUCAACAAAAUUUAAGUCCUUUUAAAGACAUUCUUGUCAACGGAGAAAAAGAUUACAAAGAAAUGAAUACUUCAGAUAGUAUUUUACCAGACAGGCCUUGUAAUGUCAAUAGCACAAAGCGACGCUUGGUCUUAAACCUCGCUUCCGGGCUGAAGGUCAUGUGUGACACAAUGACAGACGGCGGUGGAUGGAUUAUUAUUCAAAGACGAAUCAAAGGAAUGGUAGAUUUUAAUAGAGAUUGGCAGGAAUAUCGUGACGGAUUUGGAGACUACAACAUUGGUGAAUUCUAUCUGGGGAAUGAAAAUAUUUACAAGUUAACUUCUAGUGGAAAUUAUGAAUUAAGAGUUGAUUUGGAAAUAAACUAUUCUUUCUAUUAUGCACUAUAUUCCAAGUUUCAAAUAAUGAACGAAUCCAACAAAUAUAAAUUGAAGAUUUCAGGCUAUCUAGGAAAUGCAACUGACAGUUUGUCCUGGCAUGAUAACUUGAAUUUCAGUACUUAUAAAGACAACAAGAAUAAUAUACCAAAUUGUUUAUUUAAAUACCCAGGACCUGGAGGCUGGUGGUUUGGCGCUGGCCAUGGUUCUAAUCUCAAUGGUGUAUGGCGAAGUGACAGAUUUAACCAGGGCAUAAACUGGUAUGGUUUAACAGGAUAUAAAAAGAGCGCUUACUUCUCCGAGAUGAAAAUAAGAGAAAAAUACUAACAGCUUUUUUUUUUCUUUAAAUAAGACCUAAACGACGUAGAGGUUAUUACGAUAACUUAAUGAAUACAAAAGUCAAGUUCUAUUUUUUCUUUCACUUAUUUGUUCUGUCAACAUAAGAAGCAGUUUGUCGAUUUUAAAAAAAUAUAAAAAGAUGUAAAAGAGUUAUUUAAAA
Messenger RNA from Biomphalaria glabrata, 1977 nucleotides. Its product is annotated as angiopoietin-1-like. The transcript is spliced from 6 exons. The record is from RefSeq and is a predicted model, not a curated record. Lineage: Eukaryota; Metazoa; Mollusca; Gastropoda; Planorbidae. The coding region runs from base 12 to 1805 and encodes 597 amino acids.